CCAUUAAAAAAAAAGUCUGAUUUGAAGAUUUGACCUACGUCACUUCCUGUCCUGCGCAGACGUGACGCGAGCCAAACAUGGCGACGGUGCUUGAGAAAUCUACGAAAGAACGGCUGCUGUCUGUCGUGGAUGAUUUGGAGGUUUUGUCCCGGGAGUUGAUAGAGAUGUUGGCUCUGUCCAGGAGCCAGAAGCUGCCGCAGCCAGGAGAGGACACCCAGAUCCUGGAGCUGCUAGUGCAGCGGGACAGGGAGUUUCUGGAGCUGAUGGAGGUAGCUCAGCAGCAGGGGAAAGUUCACCAGGAGAUGCAGCUGCUGGAGAAGGAGGUGGAGAAGAGAGACAGCGACAUCCAGCAGCUCCAGAAGCAGCUAAAGGAGGCGGAACAUAUCUUGGCCACUGCUGUUUACCAGGCAAAAGAGAAACUCAAAUCCAUUGACAAAGCCAGAAAAGGAAGCAUCUCCUCGGAGGAAAUCAUCAAGUACGCUCACAGGAUCAGUGCCAGUAACGCUGUGUGUGCGCCGCUCAACUGGAUUCCAGGGGAUCCACGCAGACCCUAUCCCACUGACCUGGAGAUGCGUAGUGGAAUGCUGGGCCACAUGGCCAACCUGCCGACCAAUGGCGUGAAUGGUCAUCUGCCAGGUGACGCUCUGGCUGCUGGGCGGUUGCCAGACGUCUUGACGCCUCACUACCCCUGGCAGUCCUCGGACGUCUCAGUGGGGAUGCUGCCUCCUCACCAUGGCAACGACUUUGGCUUGGAGCCCCCGGGUCACAACAAGGAGAAUGAGGACGACGUGGAGGCCAUGUCGACCGAUUCUUCCAGCAGCAGCAGCGAUUCAGACUGAGUGCGUGUGUGCGUGUGUGCGUGUGUGCGUGUGUGCGUGUGUGCGUGUGUGUGUGUGUGUGCGUGACACAACUGAGCAACACCUCAUCGAGUAUCUUUGGUUCAAAUCGUAGUCUACACGAGGUAAUUGUAAAACCUUGCAUGCUCUGGACUACACCAUCAUUAUUCUCAGCUGUUUUCUCUUAAGUUUCCCUUCUAGUUUUUACUAAAUAAGGGCCAUCUUUUAUGCACAUUUUGUAGAAUAAGCCAGUUUGUAAGGGUAGCAUUGAAUUCUUUUUUUGAUUCCUGGAUUGCCAUAAAGUUAUAUUUGUGUUUUAACUCCUCUUCUCUGGACUUCUCAUAACUAGUACACUGUGGCCCAGCAAUUGAAGGUUUGAAGAAAUCAUGUCAAUUAAUCUUAAUAUCCUUCUAAUACACACAUACUGGAGCUGAGAGAGAAACCAAACCUUAUUUUGACCUCUUUGGUGACCGGUUGUGUUUGAGUGCGCAACCCAUUUUUGUCAGUUUUUCCACGAAUGUUCCUCGUGAAGCGUUGUUUGUUGAACAACAAUAUGGAUUAUUGCUGUUGGUUUACCUCUGUGUAAAUAAGAUUGUACAUACUCAGCCUUGUAAAUAAAUACUUUUUGAAUAGAAUGUGUGUCUGAGUGUAAUUGCAAACCUUUAUAAAGGUGAAAAAUAAUGAAUUCAGAUAUGGAUUACUUCACAUACAUUGUAGAUGUACACAAGCAAGUCAAAAAUAUCCAGCAAAGAGCAGUUGAUUGUUUAAUAUGGAUUUUCCUUUUAUGUAACUAAACUUUUUCCCAUUUCAGUUCUCUUUUCAUACAAUAUGUAUUUGUAAAAAAUGUGAGUGAAAUGUGAUAACAUGAACAAUGAAGUUCUUUUUUCUCUGAUACAAUUCAGUCACACGGUGUACAUGU
This is a messenger RNA of Pungitius pungitius (ninespine stickleback), 1755 nucleotides long. It is a transcript of the gene med4, whose product is annotated as mediator complex subunit 4. The record is from RefSeq and is a predicted model, not a curated record. Gene Ontology annotation, biological process: regulation of transcription by RNA polymerase II. The transcript has 7 exons. NCBI's taxonomy places the organism in Eukaryota, Metazoa, Chordata, Actinopteri, Perciformes, Gasterosteidae. Bases 78 to 839 code for a protein of 253 amino acids. Gene Ontology annotation, molecular function: transcription coregulator activity. Gene Ontology annotation, cellular component: mediator complex; core mediator complex.